AUGGAGCAGGCGAUUGAUCAGCCUGACUUUUUGGAAGUCGCUAGCGGCUUGAGGGUUGCCGCCGAUCAUCUGGAACGAUGUCGAAACCUUCCCGCCGAGGACGAUGGUGCCCGCAUGGCCCAUACUCUUCAAACCAUGUUGGAACGCAUAGAUGCAAUGGAAAGGAACAUGAACCGUCGUUUUGACCAAGUGGAGCGCAGGAUGGACGGAUUCGAUCGCAAGCAGGAUGACUUCGAUCGGAAGUUAACGGUGUCGAACAAGAAUUUGAUGGCCCGACUUCAGAACAGCAUUGUUGUGCACGAUAACGUUGCCUUGGCACCCCUCUAUAGCGUCAUCACGGGAGAGGUGAUGGAACGAUGCCCCAGUACUCUAGCGGAUUUGGAGAGGAUGUCUCACCAGGAGGUGGCUGACUUGCUGCGUCAUUCGGAUGAGCCUGUGCCAAGGACCAUCGACCAGAGGAGACGGCAGUUGAGACACGCUUUUGGUGUAAGGACGAAGGCGGAUUGA
Molecule: messenger RNA, 507 nt
Organism: Ustilaginoidea virens
Lineage: Eukaryota; Fungi; Ascomycota; Sordariomycetes; Hypocreales; Clavicipitaceae
Exons: 3
Coding region: 1-507 (168 amino acids)
Source: RefSeq, a predicted model, not a curated record